AUGAGUGACGCCACAACCUCCCUGCUCACGGAGCAUUUCAGCUACACCCCUCUGUCUCUCAUCGACGACAUCAUCAACUCAAUCAACAACUUAAUCUACCAAGCGAUCUCGAGUCUCGAGACUGGCCUACUCAACACCCCUCCGGAACGCCUAGGAUUCGCGCACGCCGCCAACGGCUCCACGAUCCCCGACACCGACGAGGAUGGAAACGUGAUCUACCCGGAGGCGCAGUUGGAGAUUGAGAAUGGCCUGCACCAGCUGGAGACGCUCCUCGAGGCGACCGUCGACAAGACGUUCGACAAAUUCGAGCUGUUCGUCCUGCGGAAUACCUUCAAGGUCCCCGAGGACCUUAUGGGCUGGAUUCGGCUCAAGCAUUAUGAGAAUCUAGAUCUGACCCCGCCCGAAGACGCGCCUACUCCCGAUACGAUCUCCGCUCAGCGCAAGAAGCUACACGAAACCAAGAAGCUGAACCGGGCCCUGAAACAGGAGAGCGCCCAGAACGAGGCGAUCAUUGCGCAGUUGCGGUCCAUGCUGUCGAACGUACCGAAAGACGACGCCACAAAAGCGGAUACCGAAGCGCCAGCGAAAACCAAGGAUCUGGACCUGUCGUUCCUGACCUCGAGCGCGGCUGCGCGACAGUUGCGGGUUGGGGCUGUGGCCGGAUCGAACACUCAGCACACACCCCUCACAACGAACACUACGUUUAUCUUGUCGCAACUGCCGGCGUUGCAGGCUUUGAUCAAAGAACUUCGGCCCAAGCUGGCGAGUCUGCAACAGUCCGAAGAUCAGAUGGAGGUGGACUCCGAGGCUGAUGCACGACGCGACUACAUUGAGAGUAGGGUUAGACUGCAUCUCGAGCGCGCCGGUCAACUGGCCGCUGGGAACGAAGGCAACCCCGUGAUCGGCGGCCGCAAAGUCAACGUUGCCGAAGCGCAGGCGCUUGAGUCUGUCAUGAGCUUACUUGCGGGAGGCAAAAAUAGAUCAGACUAG
Molecule: messenger RNA, 990 nt
Organism: Aspergillus homomorphus CBS 101889
Lineage: Eukaryota; Fungi; Ascomycota; Eurotiomycetes; Eurotiales; Aspergillaceae
Product: MIND complex subunit MTW1
Exons: 3
Coding region: 1-990 (329 amino acids)
Biological process (GO): mitotic sister chromatid segregation; mitotic cell cycle; kinetochore assembly
Cellular component (GO): chromosome, centromeric region; nucleus
Source: RefSeq, a predicted model, not a curated record